Messenger RNA from Peromyscus maniculatus bairdii (prairie deer mouse), 1131 nucleotides. The record is from RefSeq and is a predicted model, not a curated record. Lineage: Eukaryota; Metazoa; Chordata; Mammalia; Rodentia; Cricetidae.
UUGGACCUGUCAUCACCCUACUGAAAUUUGAAUCUAACUUGGAUGUGACAAUGAAAAUUGCUGUUUCCUCCAACAACACAAAAUGUGUCAACCUUGACGUCCAAGACACCCAUAUCAAGGUCAACGAAAUGAAAAUACAGUUAAUAGAGACUGUCACAGGAACUGUGCCUCUCCCCGUGCCUCUGCCCUUGAAUAAUAUCGUCCCAAUACUGCUGACAGCAGAAAUGAAUGAGAAUCUACAGAAAUCCAACUCCUGUGCCAUCGUCCUCAAGGACUUCAAUGACUGCAAGAAUGCUACCGGCUUAUUCAAGUACCAGGUUCAGAGUACCAGGAUCUCUUCCAAAGGACUUUCCAUUUUCUACUGUGUUGAAUUCAAUUUGGGAAAAAAACCAGUGCCUGUGCCUGGAGGUCGGCUGCCUCCAGAUCCCAAAAAUGCCACCAUUUCUGUAACUAUGUCCACCUCGAUGUUGAAGAUGCUUUUAAUAUAUGUAGCCAAGCAGAGCUCUGUCAAGAUGAAUGACCUGGGUGCCAACAUCACCAAAAUAGCCUAUGCCUUCCAGAAAGACAAACUCCUCGGAGUCACUUAUGAGGUUGAAAUAACAAAGGGCGGUGAGGACUUUGCCACUGGGAAAACGAAAUUGAUCAUCACUCAUAACAGCAAGAUUUCAAAAACUAAACUGACACCAGAUAUCAAAAUCAAGAGGUCUGAGAACACAGUGGAGCCCCCUGAGGCUAAGGAAGAGGUGGAAGUCAUUAUAAUUGAAGUCAUGAAGAAGGUCUGGUCUUCCUUCAAUGAAAUGUUUAAACAAAUGAAUGUUCCGGAAGGAGUGACUACAUUUGCCCUAAAGGAUGCCAAUGUCAGACCGCUGAAAUCGAAUCACCUUCAGGCAGCAAACUGAAGCCAGCGCUACCGAAGCCAGGCAAAGUACUGCAAGACAGUGACAGCCUCUGUGGAUCUUUUCCAUGCAACCUUGAAGCCCCAUCCUUCUGAUUAAGGAAACAAUAGCAGUAGUCCCCUCAGCAUGCUCAGGAUCCUCUGCCUUGAUUGACAAGGGAAAGAAGAACAGUUCGAGGUCACGGGCAUUGUUGUAAUAGCUCCUUAAUAAACACUCUCUGCACGCAAAAGUAAAA